Gadus morhua (Atlantic cod) is the source of this 2958-nucleotide messenger RNA. RefSeq names its product synaptosome associated protein 23.1 (gene snap23.1). The transcript is spliced from 8 exons. Gene Ontology annotation, cellular component: SNARE complex; plasma membrane. The record is from RefSeq and is a predicted model, not a curated record. Gene Ontology annotation, biological process: synaptic vesicle priming; exocytosis; synaptic vesicle fusion to presynaptic active zone membrane. Gene Ontology annotation, molecular function: SNAP receptor activity; syntaxin binding. NCBI's taxonomy places the organism in Eukaryota, Metazoa, Chordata, Actinopteri, Gadiformes, Gadidae. The coding region runs from base 230 to 871 and encodes 213 amino acids.
CUGCCACGCAUGCGCAGUGUCCACAGCAUACUUUCCCUUCACUCCGAAGUUUCGCUCAGUGAAGGAAUCCAGAAGUCCGCCGCUGUCAGGCUGAAGAAGGAGGAGCUGCAACCAGUCCUGCGGGUUUUUUUCAAACCAGCACAUUGAUUCGCCUCAGCGCCUUGAGCUCAGAGCCCCAGGAGGAGGAGGAGGAGGAGGACCAGCCAGCUACAGACGAGAAGACAGCAACAUGGCGGACAUGUCUGUGGAGCAGAUCGCCAUGAGGGCCGACGAGCUGACUGAUGAGUCUCUGGAGAGCACACGGAGGAUGCGGAUGAUGGCGGAGGAGACCAGGGAGACCGGUGGGAAAACCAUGGUGAUGUUGGACGAGCAAGGAGAACAACUGAAGCGUGCAGAGGAGGGCAUGGACCAGAUCAACCAGGACAUGCGGCAGGCGGAGAAGAACCUGAAGGACCUCUCCAAGUGCUGCGGCCUCUGUGUGUGCCCGUGUGACAGGGUGACGUCCAUCGAGAAGGACUCGCGCUACAAGCGCACCUGGGGCAUCGGGGGCGAGGGCGGCGGCGGCGGGCGCGGCAGCGUGGUCUCCCGGCAACCGUCCGGCGUCCGCAACGGCGGGGCGGCCCAGACGCAGGCCCCCCCGCCGUCGGGCCCCUACGUGAAGAGGAUCACCAACGACGCCCGUGAGGACGAGAUGGAGGAGAAUCUGGGGGCGGUGGGCGACAUCAUCGGCAACCUGAAGACCAUGGCCAUGGACAUGGGAGGCGAGCUGGACAAGCAGAACAAACAGAUCGACCGGCUCACCGACAAGGCGGAGGUGACCAAAAGCCGUGUGGACGAAGCCAACCAGAGAGCCAACAAGCUCCUCAGCUAGACGGACCGGAUCGCACCAGCUCCCGGCCGCUCCUACCAACCCCCCCCCCCCCACACACUCUCUCUCACACACACACACACGCACACACAGGCCUACACACGCACGCAUUUGGGAAACCUGAUCUGACCUGAUGUGAUCAGGUAAAAGUUUGGUAACGUGUGUAUAAAACCCUCCCAGGGUCAGUGCCGCCCCUUUAAAGAGCGCUUUCCAUUCUCCCUCAGCGUGCCUUAAAGCUAAUCUGCAGUCCGGGUGGUUUUCUAAUAUUUGUAUCUUCCACACCAACCGCGCCUCACGCUCAUCCUCACGGGCGACAGUAGGGGCAGACGGUUGAAUGUUCUCCCACCUCUCUCUCUCUCUCUCCCCCCCCCCCCCCCUCUCAUCACCCUCCCAUCCUCCGACGUGUUGACGUUGUUGUUCAUGCCAAGCGGAGGCCAUACUCAACGAGUCCCCUCGGUGGGAGUUCACGGUGUGUCUUAAUGGUGUGGGUAAGCGUCUGUAUACUGCCCCCUGUUGAUCCCCGGGUCACAUGACGCCCCCCCCCCCCCCUGUGUGUCACUAACGUGGCCGCGUCCUGUGCUUUAGUCCUGACCUGUGCUUUAUUUAACUAAUCGAAUGCAGCUGAAAUGACCUGAAAAUAAAGUUGGACUUUCUUUUUUCGUGGCACACUUUUCCCUCACCCCGCAUCGUCAUUUACGCCGUUUUGUAAUCCCCAAACAUGCCCGUCAAGUGUUUUUUAAAUGCUGCACUUUGCGGCGGCGUGAAUGCACCCAUCAGCAGCUCGGUUACAGGGACACGAAUCUCCUCUAUAUAUUGUAGAUCUAUGAAAGCGUUUGGGGGUUUUGGUUGUAUGCGAGAGCUCUGUGAUCCACACGAGGCUCAGUACCUCCUCUGGAGGGCUUUACUUCACAACACUGAACACGGGGAUCCUGCCAGCAGUGGCCUUGCUGAAGGCGAGUAUCAAACUAGAUGCUUCUCUUUGGCUCCAAGGGCAGCUAAGGUCAAUGCUGUACUUUAAAUUCUCUGCCAGGUCUGUCAUGAAGCUGUUUAUUUUGUUUUCCCCAAUAGGAUGCUGAUGUACAUACUCUACCAGGGGCUGUGUAUCUAGCCUGCAAAUAAACCUAUUUAUCAAAUGCACCUCUUUAAAAUGGUUGACACUUUGUGUAAUGACCAUAUGCCCAUGGCUCGAAUGCUUACUAGAAACUCUGGUGUAAAAAUGUAGUUUACCCAAUUGAAUUUGGUUAACUACUUUCGGUAGAAUGAUGUGAUUUAUUUCUGUUGCCCUACUCAUUUGAACGAUGUAGCUGCCUCUGUUUCUGUUCUAGGUUCAUCUUUGGCCUGUCAGUCGUAGGCUAUAUAGCAAUAUCAAUAUAUUUUAAAGCCCAACCCUUUUAAUUUAAGAAAAAUAGCAGAAGUCUGGGUAAAGUAGCGCUAUAAACUGGGGAGAUGGAGGGAAAAGAUGUGGUACGAUGUCUCACCAAAUCUCCUUCCCUUUCUCUGUGUUUUCUAAGCAGCCACUUUAUAUGCGGAGCUGGAGCAAAAUGUUAAUAUCUGCUGAUGGAAAGUUCUCGAGACCGCACAAGCACUCGGACAUUACAGCCUGUGGCAAAACAAACCGAUAAAUAAAUCACGGAAAUGUUUUGCGCGUAAAUGUACCUGUUCCUGUUUGUUUGUUCUCUGCUGGGCUUUUAGGAUCCGGGCGUCUAAUGAGCAGCGACAAUAGUUAUUUCUGGUCCGCGCGUUUGUUGCGGGGUAAAACCCUCUUUGCUUUGUUGAGGGCAGAACAACAUUAAAUGCUUGUGAAGAAUACAAAGUCUUGUUCUGUGCUGGAUAUUUCCUGGGGUUACAGACCUCUGCUUCAUUUGUCAGUUUUGAUCUAACUAGACCAGCCUGGGGACGAGGUUGUACGUGAUGUUAAAACAUCAACAGAUCUACUUAUUUUGGGCGCCUUUUUUUAUACGUUACCUGGGGCAACUAAUCUGAAACGUAGCAGCAAGAGUGCCUUUUAUUGUACGUUCAUCCGUCUGUCAGCCUCUCUAUCUGUCCACAGUUUGGUUGUUUAUAAAUAAAAAAGGAAAUCUGAAUUUCAA